Malaya genurostris is the source of this 2539-nucleotide messenger RNA. Its product is annotated as piggyBac transposable element-derived protein 4-like. Bases 572 to 2341 code for a protein of 589 amino acids. The transcript has a single exon. NCBI's taxonomy places the organism in Eukaryota, Metazoa, Arthropoda, Insecta, Diptera, Culicidae. The record is from RefSeq and is a predicted model, not a curated record.
UGUUUAUUUUUUUCAUUUACCAACAGAGUUGCCAUUCAUACAGAAUUACCUGUAAUGUAUUGAUUUGUAUACGUCCAUGCGAAUUUCAUGCAGGAUACAAAUUUAAUACAUAUUGCCAAAACUAUAUACAUAAUUGUGCCUACUUCUCAUCCUCCAACGCAAUUCAAAAUCGAACCCGUUUUGUUACAAUAUUUACUUGUUUCUGGUCUGCCGCCACUUAAUUUCGGGUGACAAUUACCAACACAACAAAAAAUUGUCUAGAUGAACAACGUUGAGAAAAAUAAAUGGUAACCUUCCAACAUCGCGGAAAAGUUAAAUAUAUUAUCAACGUAAUCCAAUAAUUUAUUGUGGCGAUUCAUUUUCAAAUAUUUUGAUGAAAUCAGGCAUCCCUGCAAGCAGCUGAUCGGUGUUGACAAAAGAGGGGAAACCGACUAGUAAAAAAACUUGUACAUAACACAAGGGGUGUACAUAUAGUAAAUUUUCAGUGUACAUAUAGUAAAAUUCAGUGUCACUGCCAGAGCAACCAGCAAAGUUUUCCGCAUAUUUUAUAUUUUAUAACAUCCUACACACGAUGGCGAAAAGAUCCAGAGAUAGUACGUUCAAUAGUGACAGUGAUGAUGAGUUCCAGUUUGACUCUGACAACACAGGUGUCAUUAGUUCAUCCAGUGGAAGUGAAAUCCUUGCAACAAGCAAUGCACCCAGGCGCUUCAAUGUGGGCAGUGAUAGCAGCAGUAAUGAAGACAUGAUUAUUCAGGAAAAUGAUGGCCGUAGUGAUAAUGAAUGGACGAAUGUUACAAAUCACGAUAUCAUUCCGCAAAAAAUACAGUUUAGUUCUGGAUCACGAACCCCUGGUUCACAACUACAAUCAACUUAUAAGGAACCGUUAGAUUUCUUCAACUCGUUCUUUACGGAAGAGUUGAUCAAGAAAAUAGUUGAGGAGACUAAUCGGUACGCAAAUGAUACGAUACAAAGAAAACAUGUAAAAAAGCGGUCCACAUGGCGUACAUGGACUAAUGUCACACUAAAAGAAAUGCGAGCAUUUCUCGGGAUAAUAUUGCUUAUGGGAACAAUGCCACUUCCGAGCCUGAAGGAUUAUUGGAGCACCGACAGGAAAUGCAGGAUCCCGUACUUUGCCGAAGUAUUCAGGAGGGAUCGAUUUCUACAAGUAUUCUGGAUGCUUCAUACAAAUGAAAAUACUGAAGGUAGACAAAACAUGACAACAAGGACGCAGAAAAUUAGCAAUUUUUUGGAUUACAUUGAUAGUAGAUGUCGAGAAAAUUUUGUACCCGGGGUGCAAUUAUCAGUGGAUGAAUCCAUCGUCAAAUUCAAAGGGCGAAUAACUUUUAUUACGUACAACCCACAGAAACCAACCAAGUGGGGUAUCCGCGUUUACGUUCUUGCAGACGCUAAUACUGGUUAUAUACAGACUAUUUUACCAUAUUAUGGCAGUUUUACUACAGAGAAAUUACUUAGACCAGAUCUGCCAAUAAGUACAAGAAUAGUCUUACAACUAUACCACAAUUUCUUGCAAUCCAAUCCUGGCGCUGUAGGAUACCAUAUUUUCAACGACCGAUAUUUCACAAGCAUUCCCUUGGCAGAUGCACUACUAGAACUGAAAUGUCAUCUGACUGGAACUAUCCAGACAAAUAGGAAAUUUAUUCCAGAUGAAAUAAAGAAUCCAAAGAUCGCGAAAAAUGAGAUGGUUGCCUACAGACGGAAAGAUUUAUUAUUAUUGGCUUGGAGAGACAAGCGUAUUGUGACCAUGCUCAGCACCUGUGCUACCUCAUCUUCAACAACCGUCACUAAAAGGUCAAGGAAAGAAGGAGUAACUGAUACUGUGAAGCCAGAUGUGGUUUUGAAUUAUAAUAAAUACAUGGGCGGGGUCGACAAAGCAGACCAGUACACAGGCACGUACUGUUUUAUGAGAAAGUCCCAAAAAUGGUGGCGAAAAUUAUUUUUUUGGGGAUUGGACGUUUCUGUGAUAAAUUCCUAUUUAUUGUAUCAGGAACAUCACAAGAAACACAACUUAAAAAAGUUAAGCCAUUUGGAAUUUGUACGUCGCUUGGUAGAUCAAUUGGUUGGAGAUUUUCGAGAUACUGAUCCCAAGCCUCCUUCGACUUCUACAACAGCGGAAAGGCUCAACGGCCUUCUACAUAUUAUUCGGCGAAACGAGACAGGAAGAAGCAAAGAUUGUGUCGUAUGCUCGAAUCGGAAGGUAAAGCAUGGAAGGAGAGAAUCGAUGUACUAUUGUGCUACUUGUUCAGCUAAGCCGACCUUGCACAUAGGUGAUUGUUUUGAGCGAUACCACACAAAGGAACAAUAUAAAACGUAUAAUAUGUAAACACAACUACAUUUGUUUGUUUAUGGUUUUGUUAGAUUUUCAUAAAAAAAGUUAUUUGUUAGUAAAUUUGUUUGUUUAUAAUUUUUACGAUUUUUUGGAUAAUUUAUUUGAAUAAAGCCUUAAUUUGUAAAACGCAAAUAUGCGACGUGAAAAUUUUCUUUACUGCACGCUCCAAUACCUGUCGUCCACAGCGACGCU